GCUCUCCUUUUUCCGUCCUCCAUUGCUUUCUCCGGUGCAAUGGCAUCUGGCCUGACGAGGCUGCUGCUGCGAGGUCCCCGUUGCCUCCUGGCAACGGCCGGCCCCACUCUCGCCCCGCCGGUUCGGGGAGUGAAGAAGGGAUUCCGCGCCGCUUUCCGGUUCCAGAAGGAGUUAGAGCGGUGGCGCCUGCUCCGGUGCCCGCCGCCGCCUGUGCGCCGUUCGGAGAAGCCCAACUGGGAUUACCAUGCUGAAAUACAAGCAUUUGGCCCUCGGUUACAGGAAACUUUUUCAUUAGAUCUUCUCAAAACUGCAUUUGUUAAUAGCUGCUAUAUUAAGAGUGAGGAGGCCAAACGCCAAAAACUUGGAAUAGAGAAGGAAGCUGUUCUUCUGAACCUCAAAGAUAAUCAAGAACUAUCUGAACAAGGGACAUCUUUUUCACAGACAUGCCUCACGCAAUUUUUUGAGGACGCGUUCCCAGACUUGCCCACUGAAGGAGUUAAAAGUCUGGUUGACUAUCUCACCGGUGAGGAAGUUGUGUGUCACGUAGCUAGGAACUUGGCAGUGGAGCAGUUGACGUUGAGUGCCGACUUCCCUGUCCCCCCAGCUGUGUUACGGCAGACUUUCUUUGCAGUGAUUGGAGCCCUGCUACAGAGCAGCGGACCCAAGAGGACUGCACUCUUCAUCAGGGACUUCUUAAUUACUCAAAUGACAGGAAAAGAACUCUUUGAGAUUUGGAAGAUAAUAAAUCCCAUGGGGCUACUGGUACAAGAACUGAAGAAAAGGAAUAUUUCAGCUCCUGAAUCUAGACUCACUAGGCAGUCUGGAAGCACCACAGCUUUGCCUGUGUAUUUUGUUGGCUUAUACUGUGAUAAAAAGCUGAUUGCAGAAGGCCCUGGGGAGACAGUACUAGUCGCAGAAGAAGAAGCUGCUCGAGUGGCACUUAGGAAACUCUACGGGUUCACUGAGAAUCGCCAGCCCUGGGACUACUCUAGGCCCAAAGAGCCUGUGAGAGCAGAAAAGACCAUUGCCGCCAGCUAGCCAGCCAGAGACGUGCAGCCUGAAACUUGUGAGCAAAACAGCGAGACUAACGAACGUCAAAAGAUGAUCCAACCUGGACAUUUUUUAAAUUGUAAAGAAAUAUGUCUUAUUCCUCAUACUGAGUUCCUAAAAUUCAACAAAUGUUUAGCAGGCCACUUCUUUUAUUUUCUUUUUAGUCAUUUUUGUUCUGUCAAAAAUCUUUUGAUCUUUUGGUAUUUUCCUGAUAAAUUUUAACUCAAACUCUUGAUCUUAUUAUUGUAUUUAAAUUGUACAGUUAGGCGUAUUUUAUUCCCUUCUGACUUUGAGGUAUCAUAAUUUGAAUGUAUGUUUUACAUGAUGUUUGCUGUAAAGCCAAUUAAAAAAAGUUAUUCUUCAUGUA
Messenger RNA from Bubalus bubalis (water buffalo), 1417 nucleotides. RefSeq names its product mitochondrial ribosomal protein L44 (gene MRPL44). Gene Ontology annotation, biological process: primary miRNA processing; regulation of gene expression; rRNA processing. The record is from RefSeq and is a predicted model, not a curated record. Gene Ontology annotation, molecular function: double-stranded RNA binding; ribonuclease III activity. The coding region runs from base 40 to 1038 and encodes 332 amino acids. Lineage: Eukaryota; Metazoa; Chordata; Mammalia; Artiodactyla; Bovidae. The transcript is spliced from 4 exons. Gene Ontology annotation, cellular component: nucleus.